Ipomoea nil (Japanese morning glory) is the source of this 834-nucleotide messenger RNA. Its product is annotated as protein FAR1-RELATED SEQUENCE 9-like. Lineage: Eukaryota; Viridiplantae; Streptophyta; Magnoliopsida; Solanales; Convolvulaceae. The record is from RefSeq and is a predicted model, not a curated record. Gene Ontology annotation, biological process: regulation of DNA-templated transcription. Gene Ontology annotation, molecular function: zinc ion binding. The coding region runs from base 1 to 834 and encodes 277 amino acids. The transcript has a single exon.
AUGCAGUUCGAGAGCGUCCUUGAAACUCAGCGCCACAUGCAAGCUAAAUUAGAUGCUCAGUGCGAAGGGUACUUGCCCGAGUUUAAAACUCCUUUGGCAUUAGAGCGAGAGGUCGCUCAAUUGUUCACACUCGCUAUUUUUUACGAUAUGCAGCAGGAGAUUGAAGCUGCAUGUUUCUAUUGCCAAGUUGUGGGUAUCCGUAAGGAUAGUGGGGGCAUCUUUUAUGACAUCACAGGUGAUUCCGCCACCACGUACACCGUACACUUCACCCCGGACGGGUGUAGUACUUUUUGCAGCUGCAAGAUGUUUGAACGAAUGGGGUUGAUUUGCAGGCAUAUGUUCUUAGUGUUCAAGGGGGCACAGCUAGAGCAGUUACCAUCGCAGUGCAUUGUGGAUCGUUGGUGCAAACACCUGAGCUGCGAUUCUUGUAGAGGGCGAGGUUCUAAAGAAUACCACCCAAAAUCAGGAGCAACAGAAUUGUGGUCUGAAAUAAACACGUGUGCUGGGCUGGUGGGUGAGAGCACGACACGUCAAGCUCGGAUGGUGCAGGUAUUGAAAGAGCUGCGGGCGGAAUUUGCGAGUGAUGGUACAACCACCGGGGCAACAAAUGGUAAUAGUGCUGCGAUCAAGACAUUAUGUGGGGUGCAGCCACCCACAAACAUAACCAUUAAAGCCCCAGCCCAAGCUAAGAACAAAGGCAGUGGGAAGCGUCUUAAAAGCAGUCGGGAGAUAGCCAUAGAGAACAGUGGCAAAGUUGGCCGAAAGUGUGGGUUGUGCGGUGAGUACGCCCGUCAUAAUGCUCGUAGUUGUCCUUCCAGGUGCAAUAUGGUUUAG